Messenger RNA from Metopolophium dirhodum (rose-grain aphid), 3059 nucleotides. RefSeq names its product protein white (gene w). The coding region runs from base 267 to 2267 and encodes 666 amino acids. Gene Ontology annotation, molecular function: ATP hydrolysis activity; ABC-type transporter activity; ATP binding. NCBI's taxonomy places the organism in Eukaryota, Metazoa, Arthropoda, Insecta, Hemiptera, Aphididae. Gene Ontology annotation, biological process: transmembrane transport. The transcript has 13 exons. Gene Ontology annotation, cellular component: plasma membrane. The record is from RefSeq and is a predicted model, not a curated record.
GUGCUUGAGAUCAGUUUACGAUGAACGGUCGGUGAUCUCUGACAUACCGUGUAUCUUGUACUGUGGUAUUAUUAUUAUCAUUACAUCCGUUCAUACCACGCGGAAUGUGGCGCGCACGAUAGACCUGAAAAACGGUCGACGAGUAGCACUGCAGUUGCUCUGUACGCGUUGUAUACGAUAAAGUAGAAUAGACGGAUCGUGUUGGAGAACAGGAAAAACGACCUGUUCCCAAUUUGGCGUGCGUUUUCCGACCGUGCGUGUUCGCCAUGGGCCGCAAAGGUGAGAAGAAACCGUUGUUGGCCAACAGCAAUGCCGACAAUUCCCGACCAGAAAAAGAUGUCACCCGUUACCGGAGUCUGGAACAUUCCAACGGGACGGGUACCAACAAGCAAAUUAACCACAGCAUUGAGUACACGUGGACUCACAUGAACGUGUACACGAGAAACGGAAAAAGCCAAAACUUUUACGAUACGCUCACGUCAUGCUGUUCGGGGGGUCUGAAAAACAAGACUGAAAGAAAACAAUUAUUAAACAACGUGAGCGGUUCGGCGCGACCGGGCGAACUGUUGGCCCUGAUGGGAUCCAGUGGCGCCGGCAAAACGACCUUGUUAAACUCUCUGACAUUCAGGAGCGACCACAACGUGAUAGAAUCUGGAAUUAGAUCUAUCAACGGUAUACCGGUCAACAGCAAAUUGUUGACGGCCGUUUCUGCGUACGUCCAACAACACGACCUGUUCAUCGGAACGCUCACCGUCCGGGAGCACUUAAUAUUUCAGGCGAUGGUGCGAAUGGACAGACACAUACCGUACGAAAAACGAAUGGCUCGAGUCGAAGAUGUCAUACAAGAGUUGUCAUUGAGUAAAUGUCAAAACACUAUCAUCGGUGUGACCGGCAGAAUAAAAGGUUUAUCCGGUGGUGAAAUGAAACGUUUAUCGUUUGCUUCCGAGGUGUUGACAGACCCUCCGCUGAUGUUCUGCGACGAACCGACCUCGGGACUGGACUCAUACAUGGCGCAAAACGUGAUCAGUGUGCUCAAGUCGAUGGCGUCUAAAGGCAAGACAAUCAUUUGCACCAUUCACCAGCCGUCUUCCGAGGUGUACUCCAUGUUCGACAAGAUACUAUUGCUGGCCAGCGGCCGGACGGCUUUCCUGGGCACUCCCAACGAUGCCAUCGAGUUUUUCAAAACGCUCGGCGUCAGCUGCCCGAAGAACCACAACCCAGCGGACUUUUUCAUUCAACUGUUGGCCAUCGUACCGUCCCAAGAGCAGUGCUCAUACGAAACCAUCGACACGGUUUGCGAGGCUUACGAGAGCUCCAACUACAAGAGCGACAUGAUGGAACACCAAAAACAGUUGUGUGCCGCCAGCAAAAGCACGGCGGACUGUAGUUGGGGUUCGAACGGUCUGGAGAACGUCUCGUCGCCGUACAAAGCAUCGUGGACGGAACAGUUUUCAGCGGUCUUCUGGCGGUCGUGGCUCAGUAUCAAAAAAGAACCAGCCCUCACCAAAAUUAGACUCAUCCAGACCAUGUUGGUAGCCGCUCUGAUAAGUUUCAUAUUCUACAACCAGCACCUGGACCAAGACGGCGUGAUGAACAUCAACGGAGCACUGUUCAUGUGCAUAUCUAACAUGACGUUCCAGAACGUAUUAGCCGUUAUCAACGUGUUCUGUUCCGAACUUCCGGUGUUCAUGCGCGAACACCACAACGGCAUGUACCGGACGGACGUGUACUUCCUGAGUAAGACCCUCGCCGAGGUACCGAUAUUCUUGGUGCUGCCCAUACUGUUCACGUCCAUCAUGUACUACGUCGUGGGCCUGAACCCAAAGUUCACACACUUCCUCAUGGCUGCCCUGUUCAUAACUCUCGUCAGUCUGGUCGCUGUGUCGUUCGGUUACUUUGUAUCGUGCGCCAGUGGUUCCAUAUCGGUCGCACUUUCUGUGGGGCCCACGAUCGUCAUACCUUUCCUGCUGUUUGGCGGUUACUUUUUGAACGUCGGAUCGAUUCCGUACUAUUUCCGGUGGCUGAGCGUCUUCUCGUGGUUCAAGUAUGCCAAUGAAGGGCUGCAAGUCAACCAGUGGGCAGACAUCGACACCAUCCAGUGCAACAGGGUGAAUACAACGUGUCCCCGUUCUGGUCACGCAGUCUUGGAAUCGAACAGUUUUCUAGAGUCAAACCUCACAAUGGACAUAGUUUCAUUAUUUCUAUUAAUCAUCGCUUUUCGGUUCAUGGCGUUCUUGGCACUCCUGGCCAGAACGACAAGAAAGUAACACACACGUGAUAAUAUUUUCAAUGAUUCUAAAAAUUCAUCACUGAUACAACUGCCUACAACAUACAUGUUUGUAAUCCAACACCAAAGGCGAUACACUAUUUGGAAUUAAGAGAUAAAUCCAGGGAAAAAAUAGAACUAUAUACAUUAAUAUAUAAUAUAUAUAUUUAUACAGGAUAAGAUCGCUUAGGGUUGUACAUAUUAUAUUAUUUUACAUAAGAUCUUAGAUAGAAAAAUAAUGUAAUGUAAUUUAAAUUUAUUUUAAAUGAAUAACAUCAUAGUUAAAUGCCAUGUCAUCAUCGUGCAUUCAUUAGUCAAAGACAUCACUGAAACAUCAUUUCUAUAAUUUAUAAAUUGGUACUUUUAAAAUUUUAAUUUGUAUAAUAGUUUAUUAUUUAUAUUUAAGUUGCACAGUACUUGAGUGCCAUAGCCAGAGUGAAUGCCUGUGACUUGUCCAUUACACUCAAAAUCUCAUGUUUUUCUUAUUAGAUAAAAUACACACAAACACACUGAUAUACCUAAAUAUAUAUUAUCCAUUUACUAUAAUUUUGUAUGUUGAAGUUCCCCCUCAAUUGAAAUAAAACCCAAAAUACGGUACUGGUGUACUAAAAUAAAGUUGGUUGUACCUGUACGGUGUUCAAUCCGACUUUUUUAAUGGUCCUGAUUAUUUUAAGAGUAUACAUUUUAUGUUUGUUAGAUGAUUUUUUUAUUAUUAUUAUUAUUAUUAUUAUUAUUAUUAUUAUUACUACUAUUAUUAUUACAGUAUAUAAUAUAAAAAUGAUUAUAUUAUUGA